Oncorhynchus keta (chum salmon) is the source of this 1957-nucleotide messenger RNA. Its product is annotated as vesicular glutamate transporter 1-like. The record is from RefSeq and is a predicted model, not a curated record. Gene Ontology annotation, cellular component: excitatory synapse; synaptic vesicle membrane. The transcript has 13 exons. Gene Ontology annotation, molecular function: L-glutamate transmembrane transporter activity; neurotransmitter transmembrane transporter activity. Gene Ontology annotation, biological process: transmembrane transport; neurotransmitter loading into synaptic vesicle; monoatomic anion transport. NCBI's taxonomy places the organism in Eukaryota, Metazoa, Chordata, Actinopteri, Salmoniformes, Salmonidae. The coding region runs from base 92 to 1810 and encodes 572 amino acids.
AGAGAGAGAGAGAGAGAGAAAAGAGAGGGACUGCGCUUAGAGCUGGAGUGCGCGCGGGAUAGCACACCGGCUGGAUCGGGGAGUCGCGAGGAUGGAGAUCCGACCAGACAGGUUUAAGGCGGUUGCAGCCAAGAAUCUGGGAAAGAUACACAGAAUCCUAGAAAAGCGUCAGCCCAAUGGGGAGACCAUCGAGCUUUCGGCCGAGGGCCGCCCAGAGCUUGUGGAGGAGAAGGAGAUGCCCGUGGUGGACUGCACCUGCUUCGGCCUUCCCCGUCGCUACAUCAUCGCCAUCCUCUCAGGCCUGGGCUUCUGCAUCUCCUUCGGCAUCCGCUGCAACCUGGGCGUGGCCAUCGUCAGCAUGGUCAACGACCACACCGUCUGGAAGGGUAACAAGGAGGUCCUGGUGGCAGCACAGUUCAGCUGGGAUCCAGAGACCGUGGGGAUGAUCCACGGGUCCUUCUUCUGGGGAUACAUCGUCACACAGAUUCCCGGAGGUUUUAUAUGUCAGAAAUAUAAAGCUAACAACGUGUUUGGCUUCGCCAUAGUGGCCACAUCCACUCUCAACAUGCUGAUUCCAUCUGCUGCUCGUACACACUACAGCUGUGUCAUACUAGUCAGGAUAUGCCAAGGCCUCGUCGAGGGCGUAUCUUACCCAGCAUGCCAUGGGAUCUGGGCCAAAUGGGCCCCGCCUCUAGAGAGAAGUCGACUGGCCACAACAGCAUUCUGUGGUUCCUAUGCGGGAGCUGUGGUGGCCAUGCCUCUUGCUGGGGUGUUGGUUCAGUAUGUAGGGUGGCCUUCAGUCUUCUACGUCUAUGGCAGUUUUGGGAUAGCAUGGUAUCUCUUCUGGAUCCUGGUGUCGUAUGAAAGCCCGGCAGCCCACCCCACUAUCACCCCUGAGGAGAGGAAGUACAUUGAGGAAGCCAUCGGAGAGUCAGCAGGUUUUGCCAAUCCUCUACAGAAAUUCAAAACCCCGUGGAGAGCAUUCUUCACGUCCAUGCCGGUGUACGCCAUUAUCGUAGCCAACUUCUGCAGGAGCUGGACUUUCUACCUGCUUCUCAUCAGCCAGCCGGCCUACUUUGAGGAAGUGUUUGGCUUUGAGAUCAGCAAGGUGGGGAUGGUGUCGGCCUUGCCACAUCUGGUGAUGACCAUCAUUGUGCCCAUCGGGGGACAGCUGGCCGACUACCUUAGAACACGCAACAUCAUGACCACCACCAACGUCAGGAAGCUCAUGAACUGUGGAGGGUUUGGAAUGGAGGCCACAUUCUUGCUGGUGGUGGGAUACUCUCACACCAAGGUCAUGGCCAUCUCCUUUUUAGUCAUCGCUGUGGGCUUCAGCGGAUUUGCCAUCUCAGGUUUCAACGUGAAUCACUUGGAUAUUGCCCCCCGCUAUGCCAGCAUUUUGAUGGGCAUUUCCAACGGAGUGGGCACCUUGUCGGGAAUGGUGUGCCCUCUUAUAGUGGGCGCCAUGACCAAACACAAGUCGCGUGAAGAUUGGCAGGGUGUCUUCCUCAUCGCUUCAGUUGUUCACUAUGGUGGAGUGAUUUUCUAUGGAAUCUUUGCGUCAGGGGAAAAGCAGCCGUGGGCGGACCAGGAGGACACCAGCGAUGAGAAGUGUGGCAUCAUCGACGAGGACGAACUGGCCAAUGAGACGGAAGAGAUGUACCGCACUGGCGGAGGGGGGCAGUACGGAGCCAUGAGCCAGCCAACAGCGGGCCCCAACGGAGGAGGGGGUGCUGGAGGGGGGGCAGGAUGGGUCCAGGACUGGGAGAAGACGGAGGAAUAUGUUCAACCUCCGGGAUACAACCAGUAACUCUACGGAGGGAGAGAGAGAGGGAGCUCACAUAAUGCCCUAUUCAGACUUGAGAUAAGUUGACUAAACAUGGACCUUAGUCUAAAAAGGCUGACUUAAGUCCAUGUUAAGUAUACUGUACCUUUCUCAAGUCUGAAGAGAGGGGGG